Andrographis paniculata is the source of this 2300-nucleotide messenger RNA. RefSeq lists its product as uncharacterized. Gene Ontology annotation, molecular function: protein binding. Bases 375 to 1988 code for a protein of 537 amino acids. The transcript has 11 exons. The record is from RefSeq and is a predicted model, not a curated record. Lineage: Eukaryota; Viridiplantae; Streptophyta; Magnoliopsida; Lamiales; Acanthaceae.
UGAUUGAUAAACCAGCCCAAAAUCAAAUCCAAAUCUAGAACCCCAAAAUCGAUAUCAGACACGGUACCUAAACUCACUCGAGAUCGGAAUCAAGAUGGAAAUCGGCACCACAACGCUUUGAAUCCAGUUUGAAAAUGGAACAGUAGCCUCCUCCAUUCAUUUCCAACAAGAGCCCUAGUUACUACAACACUUCCCCUUCCCCUCCAAAUCAACCCUGCUAAUCGGUCAACUACACAGUUUCAAUCUCCAUUCUCCAUUACCAAACCUUCGGUGUUGAAGUACAUAAUCGAUCUCUAGAUAAAUUUGAUCUACAUGGUUCGAAUAGGCGUUUAGUGGAGCUGUAUUCUCUGUUUUGGUAAGUAGAGGAGAUUCCGAUGAAUGCGGCGGCGACUGGCAAUAUGAGCCCCUCUGCACCGGCGGCAGGCGGCGGCGCUCAGCCACCUGGUUUGAAGACUUAUUUCAAGACUCCUGAAGGUAAAUAUAAGCUUCAGUACGAGAAGACUUAUCCUCCGGGCGCUGUUCAUUAUUCCCACGGUAAAACUGUUACCCAGAUGACGAUUGCCCAUCUCAAAGAUAAGCAAAUACAAGCACCUGGACAGUCAUCAUCAAGUUACGGUGUAAGUGGUGGAGUGAAGUCAGCAGCAGCAAGGUUUUUGGGUGGUGGAAAUGGUAGCCGGGCACUAAGUUUUGUUGGAGGUAGUAAUGGCGGAAGUAAGAUUGCGAAUGGCAACAGUAGUAGAAUAGGAUCUGUAGGAGGUCCAAUUUCAAAUAAUGUUGUCAGCAGUUCAAAUUUCGAUGGUGAAGGAACUUACUUGGUGUUCAAUGUUGGUGAUGCAAUUUUCAUUGGGGACUUAAAUUCUCAGGAUAAGGAUCCUAUCAAGUCCAUACAAUUUAGCAAUUCUAAUCCUGUCUGCCAUUCAUUUGACCCUGAUGCAAAAGAUGGACAUGAUUUACUUAUUGGGCUGAGCUCUGGAGAUGUUUAUUCAAUGUCGCUGAGACAACAAUUACUGGAUACGGGGAAGAAGGCUGUUGGGGCACAACAUUAUAAUAAAGAUGGAUCUGUCAAUAAUAGUCGCUGCACUUGCAUUGCAUGGAUCCCCAGCGGUGAUGGAACAUUCAUAGUUGCACAUGCUGAUGGAAAUAUGUAUGUAUAUGAUAAGAAAAAAGAUGGUUCUGGUGACCCUUCAUUCCCUUUGAUAAAGGAUCCAACUCAGUUUUCUGUAAUACAUGCACGAAAUAGUAAGAAUCCAAUUGCUAGAUGGCAUAUAGGCCAAGGGUCAAUAAAUGGAAUUGCUCUUUCAACCGAUGGAUCUUAUAUGGCAACAGUAGGAAGGGAUGGUUAUCUCCGAGUGUUUGACUACAAAAAUGAACAGCUUAUAUGCGGUGGAAAAAGCUAUUAUGGUGCUCUUUUGUGUUGUGCUUGGAGCAUGGAUGGAAAGUACAUAUUGGCUGGAGGAGAAGAUGACCUGGUUCAAGUAUGGAGUAUGGAGGAUCGAAAGAUUGUAGCAUGGGGUGAGGGACACAACUCUUGGGUUAGUGGUGUGGCGUUCGAUUCAUACUGGGCGGCUCCAAAUGCAGAUGAUGCCGGGGAGAAUAUUGUAUACCGUUUCGGAUCUGUUGGCCAGGAUGCGCGGCUGCUUUUAUGGGAUCUGGAAAUGGAUGAGCUCGUGGUGCCGGUUCGUCGCCCCCCUGGAGGAUCUCCCACUUUUAGCGCGGGAAGUCAGUCGCCGCAUUGGGACAAUGCUUGUCCUUUGGGCACACUGCAACCUGCUCCGAGAACACGUGACGUUCCAAAGCUGUCCCCUCUAAUCGCUCAUCGCAUCCACACGGAACCCCUCUCCGGUUUGAUAUUCACUCAAGAAUCUGUUCUCACAGUCUGCCGGGAGGGACACACAAAGGUUUGGAUCAGGCCCGGUUUGACUGAAAGUCAGUCGAGCAACCCCGAGCCGGCUAUCUGUUCCAACUCCAAGGACAAACUUAGUAGGUAAAUAAAGUUGUCAAUUUUGGGAUGAAGGUUUGUAGAGUAGAUGGGAUGCUGUGUUGGUUUCUACAAAUUAAGCAACAAUCGCAAUCGACGUCGACAGGCUGAAAGUGUCUUGGUGUUGCAAUGAGCCUCAGAGAUGGGAGUUUUUGCACCAUUGCUACUACUGAGGGAGAGCUGAGCUGCCCAAGGAAUUAUUUAUGAAAUUCCAAGACCUGAUUUUUAACUCUUUUUUCUUUUUGCCAAUGUUGGUUAAUUUAUUAUUACAGUAGUAGAUGUGUUUCUUUCUAUUAAGCCAAUUUUGCCAAAAGAAACUAUC